Messenger RNA from Cydia amplana, 3411 nucleotides. It is a transcript of the gene Oseg4, whose product is annotated as WD repeat-containing protein 35. Gene Ontology annotation, molecular function: protein binding. Lineage: Eukaryota; Metazoa; Arthropoda; Insecta; Lepidoptera; Tortricidae. The transcript is spliced from 22 exons. The coding region runs from base 291 to 3407 and encodes 1038 amino acids. Gene Ontology annotation, cellular component: non-motile cilium; intraciliary transport particle A. Gene Ontology annotation, biological process: intraciliary retrograde transport; non-motile cilium assembly; protein localization to cilium. The record is from RefSeq and is a predicted model, not a curated record.
ACCGAACAAACAUUGUUGUUGUUUGAGUCAUUUCAGUAUUUUUCGUUAUUUAAAGUAAAAGUUUUCAAUUAAAAUGUGAAAUUUAUACAACCAAUUCGACAUACACUUAAAACUUAAUUCACAGGAAUUCUUCUGUAUGUUAGUUUUUAUUAUAUGAUGCGAACUUUGUCGAUGUAUGACUUUGAAAAGUUAUCGAAUAUUAACUUCAGUUACUACAACUAGUAUAGUGAAUGUUUAUUAAUUGAAAUAAAUACGUUUAUUGCUCGUUUGUGCAUAAAACAUUCUACAACAUGUUCAUUUAUAUGAGUAAAAAGAUUGCCAUUCCUAAGCAGUCAAAUGUUACUUGUAUAUCAUGGAAUCAUUCCUCAGGCUAUAUUGCAGUGGGUGGGGAAGAAGGAAUGUUAAAAGUUUUAAAAUUGGAGUCUGGUGGUGGAGGAAAUCUGUCUAUGAACUUGAGUCUGGAAGGGCACACGGGCCAAUUGCGAGUAGCUAUUUGGAAUGAGGUGUACCAGAAACUGACCACAAGUGAUGAACAUGGAGUCAUCAUUGUCUGGAUGUUGUAUAAGGGUUCCUGGUAUGAAGAAAUGAUAAACAACAGAAAUAAAUCUACUGUCUCAAGUAUGGCUUGGGGCUCAGAUGGCCAAAAGAUAUGUAUUGCCUAUGAGGAUGGUGCUGUCAUAGUUGGAUCUGUGGAUGGGUCCAGGGUAUGGGGUAAAGACAUAAAAGGGCCCGGCCUUACUGCUGUGCAAUGGUCUCCAGACAACACUCAGUUGCUGUUUGCUCUGGUUGGCGGAGAGCUGCAGCUGUAUGACGACCAAGGAAAUUUAACAAUGCCAGUUGCCAUAAAUGGUGUGACGGCAUCGAUGGAGGUGGUCGCAAUGGAUUGGUACGCCGGCAAGGCGCCGCCCAACCGACCAGUGCUGAUGAUAUGCUACAAAAGUGGAAUUAUUUUGCUGAUGAAAAAUUGCGUGGAAGAAGAUAGCAUAGUAGUUGAAACUAACAUGAUGGCUAUUGACUGCCAUUGGAACCACAAUGGAACUGUGUUGGCGGCCGCCGGGUGCACAUCGGACCAGACCAAUGUGGUACAAUUCUUCAGCGCCUAUGGGGAGCACAUUCGAACAUUACGCGUCCCCGGCGGAGCGAUGCGGUCCCUGUCCUGGGAGAAGCGAUCCCUGCGCCUCGCCAUCGCCAUCGACUCGUUCAUCUACUUCGCCAACGUAAAGCCCGACCACAAGUACGCGUUCUACGGGAACACGCUGGCGUACGUGUCGGGCACGGAAACGGUUACAUUCUGGGAUACAGUUACGUUACAGUCGUGGGUGAACCACAUUCCGGACGUGAUAGACAUGUGCGGCACGGAUGAGUAUUGUGUCAUUGCCACACUCAACAUGCUCAUUAUCUCCAAUCAGCAGGGGAUCCAAUGUGACGCUAAGGCUGUAAGCAUACCCAUGGUGUACGUGGCUAUUAACAGCAAAGCGACGGUAGUUGCUGCGUCGAAAGAAUCAUUUCUAGUCUGGAAGUUCUCUACGCCGUCCAGACCAAGAAGCACAGAACAUUUAUUUCGCGCGGACGGGACGCCGGUUACAACAGGGGAUGUCAGCUACCAAGACGAUACCAUAUGCUGUAUAACUUGCUCAGAUAGCCACCUGCUGGUCGGUAGAGAUUCUGGCACGAUCCUGUUCUUCUCACUUGUGAAUUUCAAGAAGAUUACUUCGAUCAAUAUGAACUCGAGACCGUACAAAUUGGGACUUAAUUCGAAUUCCAGCAAAUUCUACGUAAUAGACCAGCCCGGUUCAUUAUACCUCCUCGACACUGACAUGGCCAACAACAUCAGCGUGGGGCAGGCGCUGCGCAAAGACGUGUGGAGCGCGCUGUGGGCGAGUGACAACCCGCAGAUGCUGGCCGUGGCUGAGAAGGCGCGCCUUUAUGUUAUGCGCGACACGGAGCCCGAAGAGCCGCUCGCGAUGCAGGGCUACCUGUGCACAUUCAAGGAGCUGGAGAUUACAACAGCGCUACUAGACGGAAUCACGGACAAGUGCACGCCGCAGCACAUCGUGCGAGUGGAAGUCAAGUCCCUCAGGGACACUCGCCAGCUCAUCGAGAAGGUCGGCUUGAAGGAGGCUGAGAACUUCAUUAAGGACAACCCACACCCGCAGUUAUGGUUACUAUUAGCUGAAGCAGCAUUAAGAAAUUUAGAAACCGAGUCGGCCUUGGAGACGGCGGAAGCGGCCUUCGUACGGCGUAACGACUACGCGGGAAUCAGAUUCGUCUCGCGACUGAACGCGCUGCAUUCGAACGCGCUGAAAAAGGCUGAAAUACUCGCUUACUUUAAAGACUUCGACGCUGCUGAAAAGAUAUACCACGAUGAAGAUAGACGGGACUUGGCCAUAGCACUCCGGAAGCGGCUCGGGCACUGGUUCCGCGUGGUGGAACUACUCAAGCAAUCCGCAAGCACCACGGACGCGCAAGUCAAGCAGGCCUACAGCAACAUUGGCGACUACUAUAUAGACCGACAGAAUUGGACCGGAGCUCUCGAGUAUUACACGAUGUCCAAUAACACGGAGGGGCUGAAGAAAUGUUACAUGGCGCUCGAGGACAACGAGGCCCUGUCGAAUCUGUUCGCUGGCUCGCCUAGGCAACCUAAGGAUGCACCCAUGAAAACUAACAUUGACGAGAUGGGUGACGUCAUCAAUGAAACGCCUUCCAUUCAAGGGAUUAUGCAGCUAAAGGAGACGGGUCGUUUGCUACAAGCUGCGGCCAUGGCAUUUCAGCUUGCUAACAUUGAGGCGUCAAAAUGCGGGUCUCCAACCCGUAUAAAGAAAUUAUACAUCCUAGCAGGUCAUCUCUACUCUCAGAACUCUGUGGACGGUGCGGCGGGGCGGCAGGCCGCCCGCAGCUACCGGCUGUGCGCGGCGCAGCACUGGCUCGCCAUGGCGGCCGAGCGCGCGCUCGCGCGCCCGCCGCGCGCCGACGCCGCGUUGCGCGCGGCCGCCCGCUUGCACGCCGUCGUCGACGACCUGCAUGUCGCGCAGCACCUACAGGUAUGGUGCACAAUAGCAUCGAUAGCGGUGGAAGCGAGAGCAUUUGAAUUAUGUUCCAAGGCAUUCAUUAAACUCGAAGCUAUCGAUCCCGACAACUUUGAAAAGUUGGCAAUUGAAAUUUUUACCAGAUGUAAACCUAAGGAUGUAAAAGGGAAUAAAAUCGACUGCCCAAAUUGUAACGCCGCCAUACCCGAAUGGAAAGCAGCUUGCCCCAGCUGCGACACGGUGUUCCCGGGCUGCGCGGUGUCGGCGCGUGCGCUGGCGGCGCCGCGCGCCGUGUGGGCGUGCGCCGCGUGCGGGGCGCGCGCGCUGCAGCACGAGCUCGUGCUGCGACACUCCUGCCCCAUGUGCCACGCACCGCUUUAAAGCC